Messenger RNA from Triplophysa rosa, 4609 nucleotides. RefSeq names its product SH3GL interacting endocytic adaptor 1b (gene sgip1b). Lineage: Eukaryota; Metazoa; Chordata; Actinopteri; Cypriniformes; Nemacheilidae. Gene Ontology annotation, molecular function: phospholipid binding. Gene Ontology annotation, biological process: cytoskeleton organization; plasma membrane tubulation; regulation of endocytosis. Bases 351 to 2900 code for a protein of 849 amino acids. Gene Ontology annotation, cellular component: cytoplasm; plasma membrane; endosome. The transcript is spliced from 23 exons. The record is from RefSeq and is a predicted model, not a curated record.
ACGUGACUGGACGAUCCGGGAAGGUUACUAAGCAACGUCACCGUGACCUUAUUAAUAUUCAUGAGCCGAUCCUUCGCCAUAGUAUGCUUCGUAAUUUCGUGACCCUCCCAGAGACUUUCAUUCUCCGUUCAUCGGCUGUCCUCAGCAUCCCCUCUGUGAUGAUGGCGCGUGUGGAUGGUGUAUGAUGCAGCGAUGCCCGGGGCCUAACCCACCGGUUACCGGGAAACGAGACGAGAACGCGCGGAUUGGGCAUUAUGCACCUUUCCUCUACCAACCGGUCACCGGAUCCCUGCUUUAUUUUAUGUCAGUCUCUGUGCUCGGUUGAAACCGAGGAAUGAAGUGUUGCAACCAUGAUGCAAGGAUUAAAAAAGCGUACCCGAAAAGCUUUCGGGAUACGGAAGAAAGAAAAGGACUCUGACUCCACGGGAUCACCAGACAAAGAUAAAUCUAAAAAAGCCAAUGGUGCACCCAACGGUUUCUAUGGUGAGAUCGACUGGGAUCGAUACAACUCACCUGAUGUGGAUGAUGAGGGUUAUAGCGUUAAACCCGGAGAACAAGGGGGAACAGCUCCGAAGGUCAGGACGUUCUGCUCCUCCAGCGAGUCGGAGGGUGAGGAGGAACAUGGGAACAAAUUUAAGAUCAAGAUCAAGCCGCUGGCAGCAAACAGUGGAAACUGCACAGUGUCCACUAUGGAUGAGCUGAAGGCGUCGGUGGGGAGCCUGGCGAUAUCACCGUCUCCUCUGAGGAAGAGUCCGAGGAGAAGUCCAUGUCCGAUGAAAAGAAACCUGUCAAGUGAGGACAUUGCCAGACCAAGACGAUCCACUCCAACACCCACGACAACCCCGGGGCCUGGUUCUGACACACCCAGAGAAAACAGCUCAGUGUUCUUCGGGCCACCAUUUGAGACAAAUGUUGAAGCACACAAUUCAGAAGUGUUCAUGGUGGAGCCAGAGUUGUGGUGUCAGUCGAGCUCGACCUCCAGUUGUGUUCUGAUCAGAUCACUCCCCACUGGAGCUCCGCCUCCACUUCCUCCAAAGAACAUCCCUGUCACCCCACCUGGACGUAGCUCCAGCUCUGUAGAAUCCUCUGGUUAUUAUAGUGUGGUUCCUAGUGUCAGAGGAGACAGAUCAUCCUCUGCCUAUCAGGACACUCCAUUAUCUGACCCAACUGGAGGUGCAUCUAUGCCAGACUUGGACAAUGUUUUUGGCGCUGUCGACACGCCAAAAUCCGGAUCGGAUAUGGUGCACUGCAGCUGGGUGAGCUUCGCAGAGGGCUCUCCUGCCAGACCUCCACCUCCAGAUGAGCCAGCCCCUUCUCCACCUGUGUCCUCUUCCCCUGCGGACUCGCCCCCGUCGUCGCCCCUCAACCUCCCACCUCCCGCCUCAUCACCUCCCCCUCUUCACCCCAUCCCACCUCCGGAUUCACCUCCACCACCUCCACCCUCAGAAUCUCCACUUAGCCCCCUGCCGCUUCCCUCCUGCUUUCAGCUCCCAGAGGUAGAACUUGGUCAUGAGAUCCCCAUUACCCCAUCCAGCUCUGGGCUGCCCUUCUUGCCAUCAGACCACCCAAGAUAUGGAGCCAUAUCGUCCGCUCUUACCCUGAGAGAUGAUAACAGAAGAACACCAGAGUUGUCUUUGGUGAGAGAAGAGCUUGCUGUGUUUGGAACGUCUCCUAAAGACAUGGCAACAGGAGGCUUCAGGGGAACCCCACCUCCACUGCCUCCUCCAACUUACAGGACUGUAAUGGGCUCUCCAGGGCCUGGCAGUGGGCCGUCCUCUCCUGCACGUGCUGGUACACCACUGUCUGCUGGAAGCCCAAUCCCACCUCUACCACCAAGACCAUCUUCAAGGCCUAAACUACCACCUGGAAAACCAAGUCUAGCAGAACUGGCUCGUCCCUUCAGCCCCCCCAUUCACUCCUGGAGUCCUCCACCCUUCGCUCCUCUGGCCAGAGCUGAGAGCACCUCCUCCAUCUCCUCCGUCACCUCUCUGAGCGCAGCCUCCACACCGACAUUGGGCCGUGAACUUAACCUGUCCGUGUCAGUAUGUUCCAGAGGUCCAAGCCCCCUCACAAUGGGACCCCAGGACACUCUACCAGUAGCAGCCGCCUUCACAGAGACCAUCAGCGCCUACUUUAAAGGAGCAGAUCCCACCAAAUGUCUGGUGAAGAUCACGGGGGAGAUGGUAUUGUCUUUCCCAGCCGGGAUCACCAGACACUUCUCCAGUCAUCCCAGUCCGCCAGAACUAACCUUCACCAUCAGCCAGUACAGUCGACUGGAGCAGGUUCUUCCCAACCCACAGCUCCUGUGCUGUGACACCACUCCACCUACAGGUGACUCAAAGGAGUUUUGGGUGAACAUGCCGAGCUUGAUGAGUCACUUGAAGAAAGUUGCUGAGCAGAGGCCACAGGCCACGUAUUACAAUGUGGACAUGCUCAAAUACCAGGUGUCUGCUCAAGGGGUCCAGUCCACACCACUGAAUUUGGCCGUGAGUUGGCGUGGCGAUGCUAGCUGCACAGACCUCAGGAUAGACUAUAAAUAUAAUGCAGAGGCCAUGCUGGCGCCCACACCUCUCACCAACAUCCAGUUCAUGGCAGCUGUGGACGGUGGCGUAAACAAACUGCAGGCCAUGCUUCCACCGGCCACCUGGAAUCCAGAGAUGCAGAAAAUAGCAUGGAAGAUCCCAGAGCUUUCCCAGAGGUCUGAAAAUGGAGGAGUGGGAGCUCUACUGGCUCGCUUCCAGUUAGAUGAGGGCCCCAGUAAACCGUCACAGCUCGCUGUUCAGUUCACCAGUGAGGGCAGCACUCUGUCUGGCUGUGAUUUCCAACUUGUAGGGUCUGGCUACAGACUCUCUCUGGUUAAAAAAAGAUUUUCUGCAGGUAAAUAUUUGGCAGACAACUGACCUGAGCACAGCAAUGCUAGUGGGACUGUGAGUGGGAUGAUAAGAUACUCUUUUGGCAUUUCAAAGACUUUCAAAAUGUUUUUAGUAAGAUUCCAGAAGUACAGCACUAAAAAUCUCACAAAUAAUGUCUGGUGCAGAAAAUCAUCAGUGCGUUCUGUGGGUGUGUGUAUGUGAAUAUUAGUAAAUAUUUUGUGCGUAUACAAAACAACUUCAGGAUAAAUGCAAUAAAAAGGACUUUUUCGCAGGGUUCUCACAGAAGGCAGAAUUUCCGUUUUCACUGUUGCACAUUUUCUAAAAAAUACAAUUUUAUUUCCUGAUAAAUGUGUGUGGUUUCACAAUAGUUUUGAGCUGGAGAUUUAUCUUUCCCAUAUAUAGCGUAGCAGAGUUUGGAGUUUUCUCUGUGCAAGAGUUUCUAGUUCAUUUAACAGGUUCUAAGGUGCCACUCUCAGUUCUCAAGCAUUUCUACAAUUACAGAUCUCUUCACAUCAGUGUUUCGUUUGAUGGUGAAGGCAUGUUGAAAUGCAUCACUGCUGUCUUUUGUUCAAUUAUGUGCUUAAAUUUGGAUGUAACUGAAAUUCAUAGUUAAUGCAAAAAGUGAUGCCUACAGUACAUGUUUUCUCUGUGUGUCUUUAAAUAACAUUCUAGGAAAAUAAGACUCUGUUUGUGUCAGGGAUGCAGAAUUCCUUUGGUUGAAAUGAAUUUAAGGAAUUAGUCAAGUGUAAACUGUUUUCCAAUUGGUUUCCACAAUGUGGAUUUUCCUUUCACAAAACAUUUUCCUGUAGCAAUAUUCAAAGAUAAUGUGUAAAAAAUGUAAGAUAGAAAUUGUUAUACAUAUAUCCAUGUGGAUACAGAGUUUCUAUGUAUUGUCAUAGAACAGAUUACGUGUUAAGUUAUUGUUAGCAUUUCCGAUUCAUGAUGGCACUUUAUUUUUGUUUAGUAAUUUAUUUUAAAUGUUUGUCGAUUCUUUUAUGUAUCUAGUUGUUAUUGUUCAAUAAGGGUUUGAAAACUGUGUUUUUCCCUAUUACAGAGAAACACUUCUUUACAUUUACACUGUUAUGCGUCAUGUGUUUCUGUCAUUUGUCGACAUGCAUAUUUUGAAAAGUAAGUAACGGCUCAUCUUUGUUCCCCAUGUUGUUUGAUUUUUGAGAUAUAGGGACCGUAAUUUGAGAUUCUCCCUCAAACAUUCACUGGAAAGCCUCAAAUCUCUCUUUUUUUCAGAUAUUAUCAUUUGAAACUAUACAUAAUUUUCCUAGAUAAUCAUCAGUGGUGUGGUUUGAAUAAAUCUGGUUACAGUGAAGUACAAUGUUAUCCCUGCAAUUAAUUAAGUGUACUUUGUUCAUUGUUUUCUUUCAAUUGUUUGGAGGCCUUACCUGACCUUAAAUAUGAGGCGGAUAGACAGCUGCUGCCUGUGAAUGAUUCAUUCUGGUUGAAACAUGUCUCUCAUUUUAUAUAUAUUUUUUGUGUUUGUCUGUUAACUUGCAUCUUGUUCAUACACCACUCAGAAAAAGGAAUAUGCAAACAUUUAAUGUAUACAAUAAACUGUCCCCAGAUUGUAAGAGACUAUAGAGGCUGAAGAUGCUAUGUAUAUCAUAAGUGAAACAAAAUGUAAUGUCUUAAAAAUAAAAUCAAGAAUUUCAUGUUUAACAUUCUGUUAUGUUCAUUGUCAGUGAUACAAUAUAAUGUACACUUUGAAGCUGAUUAAAAAAGCA